AGUUUUUUAGAUUAUUAGCCCAUAAACUGGCUUUGAGUAAAGAUCAAUUAGUUAUAGGAAUAGUAUAUUCUAUAUGCCCCUUUUAAAUGAAAUCUAAAUAAUUGCUCAAGUCUUGCAGUAUUAGCAUAACCAAUACUUUCUAGAAACGAGUUUUUGAGGACUUUUUUACUAUGGGCAUUGAUCGAUACUUAAGAAUGAACGGUUAUUGUUAUAUAUAAACGGAAACAAAAUUAAUUAAUUUAAAAAUAGUCAACUUUUUUAAAGUUUUAGUUUUCAAAAGGUACUGCGCAGUUCACUUAGUGCUUGUAUAUCUCUGAACAGCUGAUCCUGAGAUUUGAAAUUCCUCCCUUAAAACAAGGGCUGGCAACCCUGCCAAAGGCGAAUAACGGAAUGGCCGCCAAUAACAAAAAGGGACGCCAACUGAAGGUAUUUACCUGAAAUGACGCCGUAAUCCUGUUUAAUUGCAGCUUGCUCGCCAUAAAAGUAAGGUCCCAGACUAACGACAAAAUCGGUACAAAAACUUUUACCUGCGAGGUGCAUAAAACCCUUGAUAGAGACUUAAAAUUCUAGCAUUAAGAUUGUGAAACUCGAAGUGAAAACAACAUACCAAAAUGGUUCUGGCUCCAGAAGUAAGAAGUAUUGUAAAGGCACUAAAGGGUUCCAAUAGCUGCGAGGAGAUAGCGCAGAUCCUAGAGUGCGACGUGGAGAGCGUGGUGAGCUGCAUCAGGGAGUGUGAACUGCUCGAAGGAAAGACAGCCACAUUGAGAUUGCCACAAAAACAAAAAACAACAAAAUUAACAGUGCCUGUGAGUGUUCAAGAGGAAGAUAAGAAACGCGACGUAGGCAGACCGAAGGUCCUGGAAAACCGCAAACUUGUCGAACAGAUGCUAAGUAAUAAUCCGCACUUCACCUCAAUCGAUGUCCAGCGGGAGCUAGCCAGCCAUGGUAUAGAGAUCAGUCGCAGGACAUUACAGCGCAGGAUCAGCGAGAUUCGUUCUAAGAACACACAACAACGAAGUGGAUCAACGUCCCCAAAAAAAUAUGACACUCUUGUCCUCAGCGAAGAGGCCAAAAUGAAAAGAUUGGCCUGGGCCACCGCUCAUCAGGAUUGGACAGUCCGUGACUGGCGUAACAUUUUCAAUAUGGACGAUCUUAAGUUCGUGGACGAAUCGUCACCGCCAAAAGAGAUAUUUCUAGACUCUCUGAUGGGUCCCGAGGUCACCGUCUGCAGUGACCUUAAUCUUCUUGAGCAAUUAAUGGCCAUUAUCCAGCCAAGAAUCCAGAAUCAAGCACCCAAGAAUGUCAGCGAGUUCCGUGCUGUAUUGUAUGAUGUUUGGCACAGCGACCAAGAGUUGGUGGACAAGAUCGAGAUGCUCUAUGAGUCGAUGACCUGGCGGGUUUUGGCAGUUCUCCGUAAUGGUGGAGAUCGGACCGAAUUCUGCUAGCUUAGCUAUAGAUUUUUGUAUCGUACAGUGAUUUAUGAAUGUUGAAUUAAGAAUGACUGCAUUCAUCAUCAAGUUUGAUAACUUUAUUAUGUUUUUGGUGGCCAUAUGAUGUACAUGGUACACUGUGAUUAGGAAUAAGUACUUCAUUUCAUUUCACACCAAAAUAAA
This is a messenger RNA of Drosophila eugracilis, 1613 nucleotides long. RefSeq lists its product as uncharacterized. Gene Ontology annotation, molecular function: nucleic acid binding. Bases 612 to 1445 code for a protein of 277 amino acids. The record is from RefSeq and is a predicted model, not a curated record. The transcript has a single exon. Lineage: Eukaryota; Metazoa; Arthropoda; Insecta; Diptera; Drosophilidae.